Molecule: messenger RNA, 2734 nt
Organism: Eublepharis macularius
Lineage: Eukaryota; Metazoa; Chordata; Lepidosauria; Squamata; Eublepharidae
Gene: NUP42
Product: nucleoporin 42
Exons: 7
Coding region: 203-1450 (415 amino acids)
Cellular component (GO): nuclear envelope
Molecular function (GO): nuclear export signal receptor activity; metal ion binding
Source: RefSeq, a predicted model, not a curated record
UGGAGAGCCAGGAAGCCCCGGUCUCCUUGCUGUUGCCUGCCCGUUUCGUUCUCUUCCGCCCGUAGCGAGCAGCCCCUGUCGGUGCGUCAUCGGCAUGAGCCCUGCGCUGGCUCCCCGAGGAUUCUCAGGCGGGCUUCGGGGCAGUUUUUUCAAACGUUCUGCGUUCUCGGGGCGUUAGCGGAGAGUUUCUUGCAGAACGGCGAUGGCCGGCAGGAUUUGCCACUACUAUAUGAAUGGCAACUGCCGCUACGGCGAGAGAUGCUGGAAUCGGCACCCGGGCUACGCCGAAGGAACCGGCCAGUCUUCAUCUCAGAGCUCCGGUUCCAGUAGAAGAGGUGGAUGGGGUAGCCAUAAUCAGAGAGAUCCUAUUGUCCAGGCAUCCAGUUUUUCUAAACCGUUGAACUGGCGCAGCAACAGAGAUCAUGGGAAAGCAUUCCAUGGCUCCCAGGCUGACUUGGGCUUUUCUCAAAAUAGGUUUACUGCCUUAAACUCUAGUGAAGAUGUGAGUAGUGAUGGCAUUAAAAAUGACGACGAGAAGCUUCUUGACAUUAUAAUGAAAGACAUGGAGUUUUGGGAAUCUUCAGGCCAGUGGAUGUUUUCCUCCUAUUCUCCAUCAAAAGACAACCCUAAUAUUUCAGGUUUCCCGGCCUUUUCCCCUGAAGAACUACGUCUUGAAUACUAUAACUGCAGUGCAAAUAAUAAUAUUCAGAAUUAUGUUAACUCAGUCCAGCAGUUAAUUGCUCAAUGGAGAAGUAGAUUACUUGAGCUGAAGAAUAUAAAUGCAUCCACUAAAGCUUCAUUGAUAUCUGAACUUAAAAAUGUGACUAACCAAGCACCACCUGCAGUUGGGUUUGAGGGACAGCAAUUGUCGGUUUUUGGGACAUCAACCUUUCCUGUGAAUAAACAAAGCAGCGCUAAAACCUUUUCUUUCAAAUCACCUUCGGAGCUUGCUAAUGUCUCAUCUGGAAGCCUGCCUGCAUUUGGGAGCCUUACUGGCGUUCCGAAUCAUCCCACGUUGGCUGCAACAUCUUCAUCCACUACUACUCCUACCACCCAUUCAGUUGGCUUUGGAAACCAAACUGCUUCAUCUGCAGCUUCCUUUUCAUUUAAAAGCACUGCAACUCCUGUUGGCUUUGGAACUUCUGGAUUUUCAGGGUUUAGACCGUCACUUCCUGCAAGUUCUUCAGAUAAUACAUCUGCUCCAGUGUUUGGUGUUAGUAAUAUACCCCCACCUUUGGAUUCAAGGAACACCCUGUUUGGACAGCAGACAAAUGUCUUUGGUAGUAGUGGUGCUGCAUCAUCAGUAACCCAAACUAACAUCGUUUCAGAAAAGUUAUUUACCCCAAAGGCUGAACUGUCUGCAGAUGAGCUGAAGCAAUUUGAAGCAACGAAAUUUACACUAGGAAAGAUUCCUUUAAAACCACCACCAAUGGAACUUCUAAAUGUGUAAAAUAUUUUGAGGCUGUCUUCAUUACUUUUGUUCCCAGUGCAUACGCUCCAGUUUUAUUUCUUCAGAAUUUAAAGAGUUUUUUUCUGUCAUGCCACCAUUGCUUCAGAAAAGUGAUCUGUUGAACUUGCAGGCUGCAAAAUGGACAUGGUUAUCUUGAGAACAGUGCACUGUAAAAUAAAGCUUUGGCAAUCAGUUGAAAAUGCUGCAAACCCAAGUUCCGUUCUUUGGUAGCAUUGGCUUAAUCGAAAACAUAUCCUAACUCAUCCAAAAUCAUGUCAGCUGUUCCCUCUUUACAUUGUGCCAGUUCCAGUGUGAUCCAUGAACCUUUCCGUCCAUCCUGUACUGUUGCUGUAGUUUUGGCCUUGAGCUCCAGCAUAACAUCACAGUUCUCAGCCUUAGUAUUUCCAUUUGCAAUAGGUUAGGCUGGUUUUAAUGAGCAAAUAUAACUUUGGUUACACACUGUUUGCUACAGUCAAGGCUUAAUUUUAGGUGAAUGCACAUCUAUCAUUCUCUUAAUAGGCAACAUUUAACCUCUGUGUUAUGCAACACAUUAUGAGAUGAUGAGACGCUGCUGAUAACGGGAAAUAAAUAUCCCCAUCCCAUCCCCUUGUGUGCUUUCCCAAGACCCUGGUCUAACUGUUGCCUGGAUACAGGAUCCUGAACUAGAUGGGCGUGCUCUGACCCGACUGGUAAUUCUCAUGGCGAACUCAGAAUGCCACUCAUGAGUAAGACAUUUUGCAACUAUAGAGAUCAUGAAAUGAUUACCAACUAUGUUAUGUACAUACAAAUAUAAGCAAAUUAUGUGUACAUGGAGAUGGUUGGUAAUGUUCAUGUAUAGGAAAAAUCACUGUGUAAAUCUGCCCUCCAGGUUGAGAAAAAGCGUGCCUUUUUUGCCUUAGUGUUGUAAUGGAAUUUUAUGCUGAGGAUUAAAAGUUCCUUAAGAGGCUGUAUCUUCAGUUUUAAUUUGAAAGACAGUGUGGUCUUUUUUCCUAUAAAACUGGGACACUGGGGGGGGGAAGGCAACCUUUUACAACACUUUCAGCUUCUGGAAAAGAAGAAGGACUGAAACAAAGCUGUGUGUUCUCAGCCUCUAAUCUGAUUUCAUGUGAUUGCUUUUCACUUCGCUUCUUUGAAACAACAGGAUGUGUGAGUCAUUGACGUUCCUACUGUGUAGGUCAAAGUCUCAAGUGGUCUGAAGUUUUAGCAGAGACAUCACUGUCAACUGAAUAUUUAAGGGCUGACUAUACUUUCAGGGAGAUAGAUCAAGAUGGGUAGUCAUCUUUG